AUGGCAACAACUGGCCAGAAGAUUAGGAGAAGGUCCAGAGGGAGCAUAUCGGAGGACGAGACGGGAUCGAGACCGGAGAACGUUGAGAAGAUUCGGCACCGAACAGGAUUGAGAGUUUGGGCAGUCGAUAGCCCCUUAGCCCCACCCCCUGCAGAUGCUUACCUCAGCGACAAAUCAUGUUGCGCCGCUGGGCAGCUCAAAGUCAACUUCAAACGUGCUUGCUCCGUGCCACCACCAGCAACGGCAGCAGCAGCAGCACCACCAUCAUUACCACCACCACCACCACCACCACCACCACCACGUCUGCCGACCAACAAUGUCGACGAUGUCGACGACGUCCCAGCUCCAUCAUGGCGCAGACAGUCCGACGAUUCCAUUUCUUCGACGGAUCGCCUCAGGAUAGCAAAUGGACUGGCCUGGAAACUGCAACUGGAACUGGAACUGGAGCUGCGACUGGAACUUCUUCGUCUGACCCCCUCAUCCACAUGGUCCCGAGGCUCCCUCCUCUCGGCAACCCUCCGCUCCUGA
Colletotrichum orchidophilum is the source of this 528-nucleotide messenger RNA. RefSeq lists its product as uncharacterized. The coding region runs from base 1 to 528 and encodes 175 amino acids. The record is from RefSeq and is a predicted model, not a curated record. The transcript has 3 exons. NCBI's taxonomy places the organism in Eukaryota, Fungi, Ascomycota, Sordariomycetes, Glomerellales, Glomerellaceae.